AUGUUGUUGUUGAUUUUUCUGCUGAUUCCUCUUAUUGAAACAGUAAAAAUCACAACGGAAGAAAAUAUGAAAUGUUCCAAGUAUGACAAUUGGUGGUAUUCAAUCAGAAUCCUUGAAGAUGACCCUCUGUAGGUUGAAAUAUUUCAGUCACUUGAUUUUCAGCCAUACAAUUUAUAAUUUGCAGCGUUGACGAUGAAGUUUUCAACACUGGAAUUGUUUAUGUGUACAAAUCUCACGAGAAUCAAGAAAAACGAGUGUUUUGGAUUACGGGCGAUGAUGGAUGGUUGGGCGGUUGGUAUUUUGAAAUUCGAGCUGUGAUUACUCAUAAUUGCACUAAUCAUCGGAAUCCUGAAAGUUUUGAACAUUUUGUGGAUGACUUGCAUAUUCGUACAGAGUUAGUUGAGAGUAGAAAUUGAGUUUUGAAAAUAACUCCAUGCUUUAAGUUUUACUGUCCUUAUAUUUUUUAAAAAUUGUGUUUUUUUCAGAGAAGUCAGUUAUCUCUUCAAGUUCAACUUGGAUCAAUAA
Molecule: messenger RNA, 525 nt
Organism: Caenorhabditis angaria
Lineage: Eukaryota; Metazoa; Nematoda; Chromadorea; Rhabditida; Rhabditidae
Source: the annotation of a GenBank genome assembly